Messenger RNA from Folsomia candida, 8322 nucleotides. It is a transcript of the gene Bap170, whose product is annotated as AT-rich interactive domain-containing protein 2. Bases 297 to 5705 code for a protein of 1802 amino acids. NCBI's taxonomy places the organism in Eukaryota, Metazoa, Arthropoda, Collembola, Entomobryomorpha, Isotomidae. The transcript is spliced from 16 exons. The record is from RefSeq and is a predicted model, not a curated record. Gene Ontology annotation, cellular component: SWI/SNF superfamily-type complex. Gene Ontology annotation, molecular function: DNA binding.
GCAGGCAGAGAGUCGUUCGUGUCCCCCACCACCGCAAAGCAGUUGCAAGCAGAAGUUCCCUCGUCUACAGAUGAUCCCACAUAGAUCCCUCGUUCCUCUUCGAAAUUUUGAGCAUUGCCUCCGCUGCUGCUGCUGCUACCUCGUUUUUUGCUGCUCCUCCGUCGAGUUAGUAAUCUAACUAAUCUACUCUGAAUGUGGUGGAAAUGUGAAAUAUUUGUCAAUAACUGAUGUGAUCAGUGUGUCAACUGUGAAAUACAAAAAAGUGAUGUGAUAACUGAGUUUUAAAGGCUAGUAAAAUGCAUUCCAGAAUGCGACCCAAAUAUAAACCAACUAUUAAUGGGAAGGAGGUUGAUUUGGACCUGUUGUACCAAAUUGUCACCUCGCACGGCGGAUGGGAAAAGGUCAACAUGCGCAACGAAUGGGACGACCUGCUGGAGCAUUUCCAUUUGCCUCGGGGGAUCAACGGCGGCCUUGUCAUCAAGCAGAUUUAUCUCAAAUACUUAGAAAACUAUGAGAAGGUGUACUUCCUGGGUGAGGAUGGUCACAAGAAUGAUGACGAGGAUGAUUAUGAUGACAUCAGAAACCGGAGAAGAACGGCGUCCAAGAUGACUAGCCGGUCGUCAGCUGCUUCCUCGUUCACUCCUAGCUCAUCUCACGCCCAUACGCCCGGACAGGGUGGGCAGCUUCAAUCAGUCCAUCCUCCCUUAUCAGAUUCGACUCGAGAACAACUGGGUCUUCCCAAACGAAGCAUGACAGACUAUGAUAAACUUGUCCUUUCACUCCAAGCCCCACUUCCAAACGAACAAGACAUGGCCAUCAGCGUUUGCACGCUCCUUUGCAACGAAACAAAACAUGUCCUUCGAUUAUCAAAAUGUCCUACCCUUCUCACGUCCCUGCUAGCUCACACCGGUGUUUAUAACGAUUGCGGUAUGCGAGAACUUAUGGAAGAAACAUACACGAAGGGGAGAGAUAUGUACUUGUCGAAGUUCUGGGAGGAGAUAUAUAUUGAACCCGAUGUGAAAUCUUUACUCUGCGAAACCUAUGUGCAGCGAAUUCAGAACACGCUCGGACUGGAGGAGGAACCAGUUUUUAAUAAUUAUGGUACGAUCGACAGCACUGACAGUGAGGAGGAAGCAGAUCCAGAUCCAGAGGACGCUGCAGUUGGUCUUGGGCCCCCCUCGCUGCUGGACGAAGAGUGUGACCCUGCCAGUAAUAGUAAUCUUGACCCCAACACCACCUCUCCAGAAGAGACCGACGUAGAACGUUCUCGUCCCUCGAGUCCUCCAGAAGUUAUGGGUAGUGCACCAUUGUUAUUCACCGAAGAAUUAAAACCAUCACCUUCUACUAUAACAGAGGCAAAGACGCCAGAUUCUCCAAUUAAUGAGGCACACAUAAAACCAACCUCACCAAUCGAGCACCCAACACCUACGGAAGAUCAAAGGCCGCCAUCGAUACGAUCAUUGUCUCCAACAGAAGAUCUGGAACAAGUGUGCUGCAAAUUAUGCCCAUGUAAUAAGAACGAGAAAGACGGUGAGCACUUCACUCUGCCGCCAUCGCUUACAAGAUCUCAUGACUCACAUGACAAAGAGAGCAAAAGAGUACAUCAGAUAGCAUUGAUGUUAAGGAACUUAAGCUUUGAAGAAGAUAAUGCAGAAGUCAUGGCUCAUAACCGGACAAUGCUGCGAUUUCUUCUCUUGACAGCCAACUGUCAGUUUGGAACCCUGAUGCAAAAUUCUCUUGACACGAUCAGUAAUGUAGCCAAGUAUUUCAAGUUGCAGGAUCCCUCACAAGAUCCAAUCUCUUCCAUUCUCCUCUCGUCAAUGGUUUCUGGACUUUUUUCCGAAGAUCGAUUAAAGGUUAUCUGUUCACUAGACGCAAUUCGUAACCUGACUCGGACGGAACAGAAUGAAAAGAUCUUGGCAAAUCUGAUGGAUAAGAAAGUUUGCCAUCGGCUAUGUGAACUGCUAACUUUGUGUGAUAUUAUGAUGUUAAUAUAUACACUAGAGUGUAUCCAUGCUAUCACUGGGAUUGGGGAAUCCGUGUGCAAUGAGAUUGUUCGUGUCAAGGGUUCUAUCUCAUCCUUUAUCGCUCUAGUCACGGUCGAAGCUCAGAGUUACGGACCGAAAGGGUGCAUUCAAAUGCGUGUCGUGGAGACCUACACUGGUGGAGUGGCAGGCGUUCCCACAAGUGGUUCCCAAUCACUAACGACCGGUGCAUCAACUUUGUCAACUUGUACUUCUUCCUUGCAAGCCGGGGCAAAAACAGCAACUCCUACCACGUCGACAACAAACAGUAUUCAGGCCAUUGGAUUAAGAACAGUGAGUGGGCAAACAGUUGUACCCCCACAACCACAAACAUUACAACAGCAGCAACAACAAACGUCCAGCUUUGCCAAUUCUCCGUCCCCUCUGUGUGGUACAGUUGCUGCCAUCAGUGUUUCCACUCCUCCUUCAUCAUCGUCAUCUCAGCAGCAGCAACGGCAACAACCUCAGCAGGUUCGGAUCUCUCCCCAGGUAGUGGUCACUUCUUCGUCUUCUUGUUCUCCCACCUCUGCUCCAAUUUCAAUUAGUGGUAGUAGUGGGGGUGCGUUCCAAGUUCUACAUCCACAUUCUUCCCCCUCUCCAAUUUCUCCAUCGCUGCGAUCCCUAUCUCCAGGACCAUCCAACCCCACCACCCACAUUGCUCAAGGUUAUCAUGGGAAACCAAACUGUCUUCCCCAGGGUCACCAGUCUUCUUCCACUGCUACAAAUAACCACAAUGAAUCGGUCUCCCACCACCCUCAGCAAAACAAUGUUAAUAACCAUGUACAACAACAAGGAAAUAGUAUACAUGUGUCUUCAGCUAAUACGACUGCAAACGCCGGUGCUCCUCCUCAAGUUUCAAGUCACAGUUUGACCCAACAGGUUUUCACGCCUUCCAUCAGUUCUGAGAACAUGACAGAGGAAGCGUGGGGAACGGCAUGGUUGAAGGGGGGAUUUGAGCAGCUUAGUGGGACUUCAAUAGAGGAGGGAGAGUUAUACAGAAUGUAUUGCGUUGCGAGAAAAAAACACCCAGCUUCUUUGUUAUCCCAAACGCAGUUGAUCCAAUGCGUUAAGCUGGUGUACGGUGCUUCAGUGGGACCUGUCAUGAAAAGUUUUGGCAGUACCUCACUUUCCUUCAUUGAAGGAAUUCGACCAAAGAUCAGCUUUCAGCAAGCAAACUCCUCCUCUGUGCCUGUAUGCAAUAGUUUACCGACCGUAGUGUGCAGCGAUAAUGCGCAACAACCCGUCUCAGUGGCUACAAAUGGUGUGAUUAAUGAUGGAGCUCAUGUUAAUAAUACUGCUGCAACUGUACCCCGGCCUACAACACCAGUUACUUCUGCACACGGCGCUUCUUCGCCUUUGUCGCCGAUUCUCAAGGCCACGCUGUCCCGUCCACCAACGCCCAAGUCUCCCACCAGCCCCACAAAAUCUAAAGGAUCACAUUCGAAAGAUAGAAAGGUAAAAGAUAUUUCUCCGAAAACAAACUCUUCUAAAAAGAAAAGUAAGCGAGGAGUCGUGUUAACUCCCAUUGCCAAACAACAACCCUCCGGAAAAAUUAUGACUCCUUCCUCGUCAGCAAUACGGAGUUUGUUAGCUUCUAAGGUUGCACAAAGACAGCAAAAGAAGUUGCAACAAGAGACCAAGAACUCUAAAAAGACAAAGGGUAGUCCUAUGAAGAUGAACGGAGAAGCUUCCUUGGAGAAAGGAGAGGAAUCUUCUGCCUCCUCCUCCAUGAACAGUAUUGAUGAAACUGAGUCCAAGACUGAUCCUUCGUCGCUCACCUUCCAAGGAGUUUUAUGUAACGGGAGCGGCACGGGUACAUUAAAGGAAGAGGAGCAGAUGGAGAUUGACGGAGUUUUCGACGAUUUUGCCAACAAUGUGAAAGUGAAGGGAAUGUUGGUCGAUCUUUUGGAACGAAAAGUCGGCUCCCACAAAGACACGACAAACGGCAUAGUCGGCCGUGAAAUUAGGAUUAGCGAUAAAGGUUUGGAGUUAAUUCAAAACCAAAAUUCAGAUGAAACUUUGAUUAGUGAAACACUUGGCACUACAGGAGAGUCACAGGAACCACAAAAAAUGACUUUUUAUGCAUCUCCGGAGGUCGUGGCGUCCGAACAAAAGUGUACAGCUGCUGUGACAGUUAGCACCACAAUCAGGCCAGAAGCGACAAUACUUCUGAGUGGUGGGGGUAGUGGAACAAUCCCCUACGCAUCUCAGGCUUUGUCGGAUAACGUAGGAGAAAUUAGUGAAGGGGGUGGUGCUUCUGGUGAUGGGUUUAACAAUAAUGCUAAUGUCGAUUCAAAUGGUGGUGGUAGUGGAAACGAUUUGUUUGAGAAAUUUAGCCAAUUCAGUGACUUAAUUGUGGUUAACCCGGAACAGCUUGGGAUGGGAGUUAAGCGCACGGCUUCUACGACGUCCACCGAAAACAACACGGAGGAAUCCGACGCUCCACCCCCAUCCAAAAAGGCUGCAAUUUGUGUGAAUGGAAAUGAUGACAGCUUAUCUGGAUCCGAGACGACACCGACUUCUCAUUCCAACCUGCAGCAGCAUGUGCCAAAUUCCGGCGGGUCGGUGCUGCAGAACGCUCUCUCUGCAGCACAAACAACCUCGAGCGUUAUUAAGACGUCAGGUUCGAUGACCAUCAAUUCCAACUCUUCUUCUGUCGUUUUGUCGGAAGAUGGGACAACAACAACAACAGUCGCAACAAAUACAACUUCCAGUAACCAAAUGGUCCACGUUCCAGUAAGAAUUAUGAAUUCACCAAAUUCACAACAGAUAACAUUUGGAGGUCGUCAAAUGGUCAUUCAACAGGGUGGUCAGAUCGUACUUUCUCAUGGAAGUUCACAAAGUCUUCAGGGACAAGUAAUCAUCUCAAAGCAGUCUGGAUCAGGGGAUGCUCCAAAAGCUUUCAUCCUCAUACCUCAAAAUCCUUCCCCGGGAUCCCCAUCCACUGGACAAGUACACCAUAUGCAACCCAUUACGAUGUCGGGGGGUCAAACUAUACAGCUUACCACGUCACCCGUUGACCCAAUUCAAAUGAUUAUGAACCAAGUUGCCGACAUCAAGAAAGGCAUUCCUCCAAAUUUAGUGAGUCAUCUUCCCGUUGAGUUGUUGGAUCAAGACCUGCCCUUCCUUUGUGAAUGGACUGGAUGUGGCUACAGAUUUGUAAAAUAUCAACAGGUCUUCAUGCAUGCAGUUGAGGUUCAUUGUCCUGGUCCUGAUAGUUCGGAAGCUAUUCGUUGUGAAUGGGGUGCUAAUGGAUGUGAUCCUCUGAUGCGGAAACAGUUCUCCAUCAUGACUCACCUUCAAGAUCGACACUGCAGCAAGCACGCGCUGGACCUUGCUUGCUAUCGUCGUAAAAACAAAAUUGAACCUCCUCCUCCCCCUCAACAGCCUGCCCAUCAUCCUGGAUAUGCUCCAAAUGCUGCCUUCCACGCCAUAAAACGACACGCUCUGCAAUACAUGAAUCCAAAGGAUAUUGCAGAGGAGAAUGAAGGUCCGGUGACCAAAAGUAUAAGACUUACUGCUGCUCUAAUUCUCCGAAAUCUCGUAAACUUCUCACCACAAGGAAGAAGAAGCAUCGCUGCCCAUGAAUCUCUGCUGUCAACAAUUGCCAUGAGUAACGCUGAGAGUUCAAGAACUAUUUGCCAGUUACUGUUCGACAUGAGUGAAGCUACCGACUACUGAAUUUCAAUCAUCCCCUAAAUAAGUGUCAAUCGAUUGUAUCUUAUCCAAACAUGUUAUUGAACUACUUAUUUAGUUUUUAUUACUACAUUCAUACGCAGCAGCAACUUUUUUUACGAGGAAGUCCAUGCACCAAAACAAAACUUUGGCGUUGUACAUUAGACUGACAUGAACAGUUAAAAAUUGUUUACAAAUAGGAUUACUAGGUUGAUUAUUACAUAAAUGCAAUCGCAAUUGUCACGGUGGCAUGUCCUAUAUACUGACUAAAUUUUGAUAUUUUACUUGAUAAGGAAUGCUACUCUCCUCCCAAUAAUUAAUUACAUGAUGACGAGAACAUAAAAGAUCUUACAAAGGAAUCUAAUAAAUGCUUGCUUCUAAAAACUUCGGCUACAGUAUAAUAGACAUUUAAGACAAGAUUUAUACCAAACCAUGUCACGAAAUGAGAAGGAUAUUCAAGUAGGUAAAAUGUUAUAUUUAUCAAACGAAGAGGAAAAAUAAUCAUUAGUUUUAUCAACUUAAAAAUAUAGAAAGAAAUCUACUGUUGUGCUAAAACACAGAGUAUUAAAUCGUAAGGGGUAUAACCGAUACACAUACUAAGUACUUUCCAACUGAUGCAAAACCAUGAUAAGUUACUAAGUUAAUCUUUAAAACCAUUAAUUUAACAAUUUAUUUCAUAAACAAAUAUAAAUUGUCAGCUCUUAUUUAUUUCAACUUGACAUGAAUAAUCUGUUUGAAAAUGUUUCCCUAAUUCUUUUGUUUUUACUAGUUCUCUGAUUGGUUUAACUUGUUUUUUGAUGAUCAUUUGUACAGUUUUCUAUACAAAAGUUGUCAGCUAAUAUAUAUUACUCUGUUCAAAAUUGUUUAAAAAUUACUGUCCGUUAUUGUUUAUUAUUUUUAAUUCUUCCAUCAAGCCCAAAGUUCAAAUCGCCACUUUUCCAUUUAUUUUCCUUAUAUUCUUGAUUUGUAUAAUUCUCGUCUAAAGCAUUUGAGUCAGAGUUAACUUAAUUAUUCAUUGGUGUUGGUGCAUAUAAAUGGUGUAGUCGUUUUUUAUACUAUUCCUCUAAUCGGAAUUUUGUUGUCUAUUUUUCCAAGUCCUACGAAAUAUGUGCUUUUACGCAUUUUUGUUCCUACAUGACUCUGUAUUAUUUAAGUACUAAGUAGAGUUUUUACGACUGUUGUGUGGAUUUGAUUUGCAGGAGCGAGUUUACAGGUCACUAUACAUGUAUAAUUGUGCACAGAACUGGCGACCCUUAUAACAAUGAUCCUGAACCUUAGUUGGGCCGAGCUGAUUAUAAAAUGUGUUCAUUAGUUUAUUUUGCGUUACUUUCCGUUUCAACUUAUUCAUGAAUUUACCGUUGAGUGCAUUUGUUCAGAUAUCGUUCCUUAAAUUUCAUGAUUAUUACAAUUAAUUUUUUGUCGGCCCACGGAAAUGUUGCUUUCUUUCAAUUCAAUAUAAGGUCAUGACUCGAUGGAAACUUUGUCAAUUGUAAAAUGCACUUUAAUAUUAUUAUUUUAUCUGUUAUUAUUAUCGUUAAAUAAUUUUGAGUCUUUCCAUGAGACGAGAGAGUAUCAAAAUAUAUUUAACCCCAGCCCAACUAAUAAUGGAAUUGCUUUACUAUUUACAUAUGUAGGCCUUCGCAUUUUAUUUCGCAGCAUUGCAUUUUUUUUUGUAGAGAAGCGUAACACAAAGUUGAAACUAUACAUUUAAGUUAUGAUACUUGUUUUAUACGAUUAAGAAGAACCUAAUUAAGGUUAUUAUUGCUAUACAAGUAUGUUUGUCCUUGUUCUUCUCGUUGUUAAGUAGUUGUUACUCACCGACACAUUAUACGCGCAUGGAAGAAGAAAAAAAAACAGACCAAACCAAAACUACUUGACGACUUUUAAAUGAGAUAUGAACUACGAACCCUUUUUGUAUUAAAGUUACGUAAAGUGUUUUGUAUUUAUUUUCAAGUUGCAACUGUAGUAUUAGUACAAACUAAAGUAAUAAAUAAAUACUAUUGUUUGUCAAUGUUAUUUAUAAGAUAUUACAUAGACGUAGUAGCAGUUGGGUUAUCAAUUUAUUGAAGAUGAUGAUUACACAACAAGUCCAUUAUCGUUAUAGUCAAGUUCAGAACAACGUCAACCAAUUUGUAAUAAUGAAUCUGAGAAAGGAUGACGGUCACAUAUAUAAAAGGAGACAUAAAGACGAGUCCAUAUUGCGUCCAAUAAAAUUAACACUAAAUAUAGCCCUAAAAUUAUUAUUUAGUUUUAUUUAAACUUUUGGUGCACCCUUAGAACUCAUUUCGUAAUAAAUUGUCUCUUUUUUUACCUAUGUUAGAUAAAGUUAUUGGCUAUUUACAUUUACAUUUAAAAAUUUCUCAUUUUUAUUACACAAUUUUAAAUUUACAUAUUUCGUAGUUACGUAAAGACUGUCGGACAUUUUGUGUAAAUUUGAGAACAUGAAACCUUCCGAAACGACGGAAUUUAUUUAAAAGAACAACUCUAACAAACCAGCAAAAGGUUAUAGGCGCAAGUAUUUGUUUUUUUUGUUUGUGUGUCUUAACUUAACCUAAUUGUCCUAUGUUUGAUUUGUUUUAAGUUUGAUGAAAUUGUUGUCGAGUAAAACAGAAUAAUGUCAUGA